Molecule: messenger RNA, 1890 nt
Organism: Mytilus trossulus (common blue mussel)
Lineage: Eukaryota; Metazoa; Mollusca; Bivalvia; Mytilida; Mytilidae
Product: heat shock 70 kDa protein 12A-like
Exons: 7
Coding region: 19-1812 (597 amino acids)
Molecular function (GO): ATP-dependent protein folding chaperone; ATP binding
Source: RefSeq, a predicted model, not a curated record
AUUUUGUAGGAAAUAGCAAUGGGCAAUGGUUGCUGCUUUUCCAGUACACAAAGCCAAACACAGGAAGGCAAUGAAGUACAACUUGAUAAUAUUAAUAGGACACAAAGACAUACACCAGAAGACGUUGAUGUAAUAAUGGAAGAGAAACCUGGGGUUGACGAUUUACCAUUAUUUGUUGGCACGAUUGAUUUCGGAACAACCUUCAGUGGUUAUGCAUACAUGAGUAAGGAUGAGUUCCAAGGAAAGACAAAGCAUAUGGAGACAAGGGCAUGGCGUGUUGAUAGAUGGACGAGACACAAGGCUCCAACAUCAGUUCUGUUUGAUGAAUGGAAACAUUUCCACACUUUUGGAUAUGAAGCAGAAGAAUAUUUUCAUGAAUAUGUAAAAAGUGGAUCGUUAGACAAAUGGUAUUUCUUCCAAAAUUUUAAGUUGGAAAUAUCAAAACAGGUAGUAUUAGAUGAUACAUUCAUGUUGUAUGAUAUACGACGGAAAAAUAGAAUGCGGGCAGUUGAUGUUGUAAUGGAAAUUAUAAAAUAUCUCAAAGGAGACCUCCUAUCCAGCCUUAACCAGAGGCUUACUAAUUUUGAUGACAGUCUCAUACAAUGGGUUCUGACAGUUCCAGUUACUUGGAGCUUAACAGCUCGCAAUUUCAUGAGAAAAACGGCAUAUCUGGCUGGUAUUCCAAAACAUCAACUGAAACUUCUACCUGAAGCAGAAGCUGCUGCUUUUUAUUGUGGCCAGAAGGAACUUAAUAUACAGCAAAGCUCUGAUGGUGCAGCAUGUUUGUCAGAACUUCCUUCAAAUUAUACUUUUUUGGUAGCCGACCUUGGAGGGGGAACAAUUGAUAUAACUGUACACAAAAAAGGUCAUGGCAAGAUACAGAAAGCAAUGGGGUUAGAGUGGGGAAGCAAGAAAGUCAAUGAAUGUUUUGAGGAAUAUUGUUUAGGAAUAUUUGGAGCCGGUUUCACAGAUUUAAGGGUGAACGAUCCUGAUGAUUAUCUAUUCUUAAUGGAAAACUUCGAACAGGAAAAAUUACAAUUUACAACUGAAAAAUUGAACAAAGUCGAAAAGAUCAUGAUCAGGCUCCCUGCAUCUCUAUUAUACAAUAAAACCGAGAAGUUAGCGAUUCCAACAAAUGUAUUUCGAUCAUUUUAUGACAACUCCAUUGACGGAUUGAUACGAGCCUUGAACGAGUUAUUUCAGUAUGAAGAAAUAAAAAACCUAAAAACAAUUAUUGUUGUUGGGGGAUUCGCAGAGUCAUCGAUAAUAAUAAAUGAACUGAGGAGUAGAUUUAAAGGGCUUGAUAUAAUUGUCCCCGGUAAUCCUGGAUUGGCAGUAAUGCGUGGGGCUAUUUUAAAUGGUUUCAUUGAGAAUCCGAACACAAAUGUACCAAAGUCCCAGUCCGGAACGUUUGGCAGAAGAUCCUUCAGAAGAUCAUUGAGGAACCUUUCAUUUAGAAGAGCAGAAAAGUACACGUAUGAAAAUGACAGUACAGAUAAACAAGAACGAUUCCUGUCUGAAAUAUUCGGUAGCGAAAUUGUAAUGAUUAUGAAAACGGAGCUAGAACAAGAUUUUAUCAAAUUCUGUUUUGCAUUCCAAAAGAAAAUUAGAAAAUUCAAACACGGACAUAAUUUGCCAACAGAAGAACUAUUGUUUUCAGUUCCUUACGAAUGGCGCGAUCGGUUCUCAAAACUUUACAAAAAAAGCUUGGAGGAAAAAAUUCGGGAAUCGGAGUAUAAAGACUUUGUUUCAUGUAAAUAUGACAAGUUGAAAAUUAAAUGGCCGUUUUUUCAGAAAUACUUUUCAGUAUAGACAGGUAUAAGUACUGCUUUUAUGUCUAAAUCAUUAUUCAUAAUUAACUUUUUAAUCGCAGCCUAAUAUCGCUUCAAA